AGGAAAAACACAAUUUUCGGUCAUGGUCGAAUUUUUGAUCCAUCCAUGACUUUCGCACCUGAGUUUUUAUUUAUUUCUGAAGAAUAAAUGUGCUGAUAAACAUUCACCAAAAUUUCGCCUUAUUUUGAGUUUCGAAGUUAUUGAUUUACAGUGGAAAAGUUGAAUUUAUAUGAUGAAACUAUUGAUUCUUUGUAUAAGCCUUAGAUUUAAAUGAUUCAUCUUACAGUCAUGGUGAAUUAUUGACAAGAGGUUGAUAAGUGGAGCAGAUUUCUUAAAUAACUUUGUGAUCUCAUCUGCUUGGUUAACAAUGCAAUAAAACGAAAACACGUGCUUUGACUGCAGAAUGUUUGUAACUGAUUCAACCAACAAGCAUUUAGGAUAAGAAAAAAUACAACAUUUGAAUCAAGCCAACUCUGAUGUUUCAUUUACUGGCCCUGAAGAGGCUCUUCUAUUAAAAUAUUUGCCUUCCUAUUUUUAAAGUCUGUUUAAAGAUUUCCAUUCCUGUCAGCAUAUCACAUAAUGAAGCCUGGCCAUGAAAAGGCUGGGUGUUCCUUGCAUGCAUCCAUAUCAGAUUCAUUUAUUGAUCUUCAUGAUUUUGACUGCAGUAGUGUGUUUAUUGACAAUGGUUAAUCUAGUGUCUAUGCCAACUCUGUAUAUCAGUUGGCCUGAAAAACUGCAUAAUUACUUUGGAACUCAAUCUCAUACUUCGCUUGGAGCCAUUCAAUUUCUAGAAACUAUUUCAGAAUCUGAAAAGCAUGGAUUAAAUGAAACAAAAGUCAUUUUAUUAUGGUGUCCCGUGUUCGGCGGAGGUACCUUUUUGAAAGAAGGAAAGAACUCUUUCGCAAAUUCUGGUUGUCCAGAAAACAGAUGUGAAAUUACUUCAGACAGAAGCCGUCUUUUAGAAAGUCACGCUGUUCUGUUUCAUAUCAGAACAUUAUCGCUGUUAGAUGUCCCACAUAAUCGCACAAUAACUCAGAAAUGGAUAUUCUUUACACUAGAAUCUCCCCCUUAUUCAGAAUUUUCAGGAUUCUCUUUUAUGUUUGGAAUGUUCAACUGGACGAUGUCUUACAGGAAUGAUUCUGAUAUUGUCAUUCGUUAUGGAAGCAUCAAGCCUAACGCUAAAAAUGCGUUCAAUUUAUCUCAUCUUUACCUAAAUUGGAGAGAGAAGACGAAAAUAGCGGUGUGGAUGGUAAGCCAUUGUUCUACUGUUGGAAAUCGGGAAAAAUAUGUUGAGCAACUUCAAAACUACAUCGAUAUCGAUACAUACGGUUUUUGUGGAAAGGCUGUAUGUGAUUUCAAUAAAACAAAUAUCUGCCUAGAAAAUUUCUCAAAAAAGUAUUUCUUUUAUUUAGCUUUUGAGAAUACUAUUUGCGAGGAUUAUAUCACAGAAAAAUUCUACCGAGUGCUUCAUUAUGAUAUGAUUCCAGUAGUUUUUGGCGGUGGCAAUUAUUUAGCAGUAGCUCCAGCAGGUUCUUACAUCAAUGCCCUCGACUUUGAUUCACCCAAGAAACUUUCUAGUCAUUUGUAUCGGGUAGCUUCAAACUUCACGCUUUUCUCUAAUUACUUCAAAUGGAAAGUUAGAGGAUAUGAUAUUCGAGACUACGCAAUGGACUGUGACUUGUGCGAAAAACUGCACUCUCAUUCUUUUCUGGAAAAUUCUGUAUAUUACGAUAUAAACAAAUGGUGGAUAAAAGAUGCAAAUUGCAGAAGCUGGAAGGAAGUCAAGUAAAUGAAAAGCAGAGUUAAUAGAAUGCUUAUUCAUAAAACUGUUCGUGUUUUGUCAUGAAAUUAAUUUAACUUUGGAAUUUUCUUGCCAGUAGUUAUAGUCUUUGUAAUUACAUAAUAAUUCUUUUCGAAAUCAACCUGACUGUAUAUAUGUAUCUAACGGAGAUUAAAAGGAAGUAAUACAUUGUU
This is a messenger RNA of Stegodyphus dumicola, 1914 nucleotides long. RefSeq names its product lewis-type alpha-(1,3)-fucosyltransferase-like. Gene Ontology annotation, molecular function: fucosyltransferase activity. NCBI's taxonomy places the organism in Eukaryota, Metazoa, Arthropoda, Arachnida, Araneae, Eresidae. The record is from RefSeq and is a predicted model, not a curated record. Gene Ontology annotation, cellular component: membrane.